Sphenostylis stenocarpa is the source of this 1380-nucleotide messenger RNA. The record is from the annotation of a GenBank genome assembly. NCBI's taxonomy places the organism in Eukaryota, Viridiplantae, Streptophyta, Magnoliopsida, Fabales, Fabaceae.
AUGACACUUUUAACAUUUACUGCUACUGUCCCUGGAUUAAAGCCUCCAUGUGAUUCUAAUGGUUGCCAUCCAACAUUAGGACAAACUGCAGGUUGCUUUGUGGGACUCUACUUGAUUGCUCUUGGAACUGGAGGUAUCAAACCGUGUGUGUCAUCUUUUGGUGCUGACCAAUUUGACGAAAACGAUGAGACUGAGAGGAAAAAGAAGAGCUCGUUCUUCAAUUGGUUUUAUUUCGCCAUUAAUAUUGGUUCUCUCAUUGCUUCCUCAGUGUUGGUUUGGAUUCAGAUGAAUGUGGGUUGGGGAUGGGGAUUUGGAGUACCUGCUGUGGCAAUGAUCAUUGCAAUUAUAUUUUUCUUCAUUGGGAGUAAAUGGUACAGACUUCAAGUACCUGGAGGGAGUACCAUUACAAGAAUUUGUCAGGUUAUCGUGGCAGCAUGCAGAAAAUCUGGGCUCCAAGUGCCUGAUAACAAGACUCUUCUUUAUGAGACUGAAGAUGUAGAGUCGAACAUCAAAGGGAGCCGCAAACUUGAACACACAGAAAAGUUGAAGUUUUUGGACAAGGCAGCUAUAGAGAAAGAAUCUGAUCACAUAGGAGAAUCCUCAAAUUCUUGGAGGUUGUGCACAGUGACACAAGUUGAAGAGCUGAAAUCCUUAAUUCAUUUGCUUCCAGUUUGGGCAUCCCUGAUAGUCUUUGCAACAGUGUACAGUCAAAUGAGCACAAUGUUUGUGUUACAAGGCAACACAAUGGACCAAUACAUUGGCCCUCACUUCAAAAUCCCCUCAGCAUCCCUCUCUCUCUUUGACACUCUCAGUGUCAUCUUCUGGGCCCCAGUGUACGACCGAGCCAUUGUGCCCUUAGCAAGAAAGUUCAGUGGCCAUGAACAAGGCUUCACACAGCUCCAACGCAUAGGCAUAGGCCUUGUCAUCUCCAUCUUCUCCAUGGUUGUUGCUGGCAUUCUAGAGGUUGUUCGCCUUGGUAUGGUCAGAAGAAACAACCUCUAUGAUUCUGGCACCGUUCCCAUCUCAAUCUUCUGGCAAGUGCCCCAGUAUUUCCUUGUAGGAGCUGCAGAAGUUUUCACCAACAUUGGUCAAAUGGAGUUCUUUUAUGGACAGGCCCCUGAUGCUAUGAGAAGCUUGUGUUCAGCUCUUCAACUCACCACUAUUGCAUUGGGAAACUAUGUCAGCACUUUGCUUGUUUUAAUUGUAACAAAAAUCACCACAAGCCAUGGAAGCAUUGGAUGGAUCCCAGAUAAUCUGAAUAGGGGUCAUCUUGAUUACUUCUACUGGCUUCUCACUGUUCUUAGCUUGAUCAACUUCUUUGUGUAUCUGUGGAUUGCCAAGAGGUAUAGGUACAAAAAGGCUACACCAAAUACUCGUUAA